UCGUUUAUUCCUUUUACUCAUUGUUUUUCGAGUAUUGUUUAUUGUUUUAAUCAAAGUUAGUUGCUCCGCUUGUCAGUUUACAUAAGCAAUCUCACAGGUGGGACUGAAUCUAAUCGGCUCUCCUCUGCCUGGCCAGUUUCCAUCCGCAGCGCUCAGAGUUAGUAAGUUUAGUUGACCACUUUUCCGAUUCGGAGACACAGGUGCAUUUUCCGUGACCAGUGCCUCUAAUCCCUGCGAUCUGUUCGGUUAUGCGCCAUAUAAUUGAUGUGGUUUCCACUAGAGCGUUAACCAAAGCCGAUCACGACUGACAGUUUGCUUUGCCGCGGUUGGGCAACCACUGUCCCUGUCCCCCUGAUAAGCUCCGAAAAAUGUCGAAAAUAAGGCUCGUCCACUGCACCAUGGAGCUCACAAUCAAAAUGCAAACAGAGCCGGCUUUAAGCAAUUAAGCAAAUAGCCAAGUUAACACUGCAAGUGGCGACAGAAGCUCACACACUCACCCACAUGGAACAAAACUCACGGGACUGAAUCUUACGUAGAGCCCCAAAAAUAAAAUGGAGCAGUGGAACAAUGUGGAGCUGACGAACAUGUCCAAAAAGUCGUAUACCCUGAAUCAUGCCUACGAUGCCGCCGAGAAGUUGAACAAGGAAAACACGGCCAAGUCCUCGAAUGGCAAUGGCACCAGUGCCGAUGAAUCAGCAGCUGCAGAUGGCGAUCUCCUCAAGCCCGGAUCGGACGUGCGCCCAAAAGUGGAGCCCGAGGACGUGGAGAGCCUGCUGAGACGCCUCUACGGGAUCACGAUAAGCGAGGUUAAGGAAAUCGUCGCCUACGACGAUCGCAACUUCUUUGUCAAGGAGGAUAGCAAUGUUAAGAACCCCCUCAUUGUGACCCACUGUCCACACGGAUACGUCCUGAAAAUCCUCAACUCACUGGACUCUAAGAAAGAGGACUUCGUGGAUGCCCAAAACCAGAUGCUGAUUUACUUGGGAAAACACAGUGUGAAGUGCCCACGACCAGUAGCCAAUGCAACAGGAAAGUAUUACUCCGUGGAACGUCUGAAUGGGAAUUCGAAUGUGGUGCGACUGCUAGAAUUUAUACCGGGAGAGAUCUUCCACCAGGUGCCGGUGACGAAGCACCUGCUCUACCGCAGCGGCGAAUACUUGGCCAGAUUGGAUCGGGCGCUCAAGAACUUCACCCACCAGGCAUAUGAAACCCACAAGACCUUGUGGAUGCUGCAGAGUGUUCCGGAGCUGAGGCAAUUCCUGUACGUGGUGAAGGAUCAGGAGCUGCGGCUUAUCUGCGACGAGGUUAUCGAUGCCUUCGAAGCCAAGGUUCUGAGCCAACUGCCCUCCAUGGAGCACCAGAUCAUCCAUGGGGACUUCAACGAACAGAAUAUAGUGGUGGAGCAGGUGCCCAAUCAAACUGAAUACACCAUUAAGGGAGUUAUUGAUUUCGGUGAUACGAGCAAAUCGCCACUGAUCUUCGAAAUUGGAAUUGCCCUCACUUAUAUGAUCCUGCAGGCCAACGAUUUGGCCAAUGGUGGCAUAUUUCUGUCCGGUUAUAUCAGUCUGAACCCCAUUGAGAACUCCGAGCUGACCCUUCUCAAGUACUGUGUGGCUGCCCGAUUGGUUCAGAGCCUGGUAAUGGGACUCUACACCCACACGCUGCAUCCCACAAAUGAGUACCUGCUGGUGACCCAGGAAAAGGGAUGGAAGCUCCUCCAGAAGCUGUGGCGCGAGAGCUUGGGCGAUAUUGAUGAGUUGUGGGCAAGCACUGGACACCAGUACUUGACGCAGAGCAAUAAAUAAUAUACAAUUC
Messenger RNA from Drosophila mauritiana, 1815 nucleotides. RefSeq names its product hydroxylysine kinase. Lineage: Eukaryota; Metazoa; Arthropoda; Insecta; Diptera; Drosophilidae. Bases 552 to 1805 code for a protein of 417 amino acids. The transcript is spliced from 5 exons. The record is from RefSeq and is a predicted model, not a curated record. Gene Ontology annotation, molecular function: amino acid kinase activity.